GGACAAGCUGAGAGUGCCGGAGCCGAGAAUGCCGGAGGAGCCCACACAGGAGCCAGUCAGGGUUCCCCUUGUGUUCCGCUGCAAGCUCCUGCCUUGCAGUCCUGUCUCGGCCUCCCUCCGUGACGAAGUCUGAAAGCCAAGUCUGAAAGCUUCACUCUCCCAAGCUGCAAGGUCUUGGAAGGUGACCAUGAAGACAGAAGAAGCUACAUUUUUCACAUGAUACUUGAAGUUACUGACUGCCUACCACAUUUUCUUGAAAAUUAAAUAUGACUUAGAUGCGUUGAAGGUUUAUGAUGUCAUCAGUUCCAACAGAAAGCAAACCCCAUCAGGCUGUGAGCCUGAAGGGAGCUGACCCGGAAACAUGCAUGAUCGUGUUUAAGAACCACUGGGCACAGGUUGUGAAAAUCUUGGAAAAGCAUGACCCCCUGAAGAAUGCCCAGGCAAAACAUGGGUCCAUCCCCCCAGACGAGGCCAGCGCCGUGCAGAACUAUGUGGAACACAUGCUCUUCCUGCUGAUUGAGGAACGAGCCAAAGAUGCCGCCAUGGGGCCAAUUCUGGAAUUCGUGGUCUGUGAGAACAUCAUGGAAAAGCUCUUCCUUUGGAGCCUGAGACGGGAGUUCACUGACGAAACCAAACUGGAGCAGCUGAGGAUGUACGAGCUGCUGGUCACGCAGUCCCGCCAGCCCCUGCUGCACCACAAGCCCAUCCUGAAGCCCCUCAUGAUGCUGCUGAGCUCCUGUUCGGGCACGGCCACCCCCGCCGUGGAGGCCAAGUUGGUGGUCCUGCUCAACCAGCUCUGCUCCAUCCUUGCCAAAGACCCGUCCGUCCUGGAACUCUUCUUCCACACUAGUGAGGACCAAGGGGCCACCAACUUCCUCAUCUUCUCUCUCCUGAUCCCCUUCAUCCACCGGGAGGGCGCAGUAGGCCAGCAGGCUCGGGACGCCCUGCUGUUUAUCAUGUCUCUCUCGGCUGAGAACAGCAUGGUGGCCAGCCACAUAGUGGAGAACACCUACUUCUGUCCAGUACUUGCAACUGGACUCAGCGGCCUCUACUCUUCCCUGCCCACGAAGCUGGAGGACAGAGGUGAGGAGUGGCAGUGCCUCCUGAAGGACGACUGGCUGCUGCUGCCGUCCCUUGUCCAGUUCAUGAACUCUCUGGAGUUCUGUAACGCCGUCAUCCAGGUGGCUCACCCUUUGAUCCGCACUCAGCUCGUCAGCUACAUUUACAAUGGAUUUCUGGUUCCCGUAUUGGCUCCUGCCCUCCAUAAGGUGACGGUGGAGGAGGUCAUGACCACGACGGCGUACCUGGACCUUUUCCUGCGCAGCAUCUCCGAGCCAGCGCUUCUGGAGAUCUUCCUCCGAUUCAUCCUCCUGCACCGACACGAAAACGUGCACAUUCUGGACACCCUCACCAGCCGGAUCAACACCCCCUUUCGGCUUUGCGUGGUGUCCCUGGCGCUUUUCAGAACUCUUAUCGGCUUGCACUGUGAAGAUGUGAUGUUACAACUAGUUCUAAGGUAUCUGAUCCCCUGCAACCACAUGAUGCUGAGUCAAAGGUGGGCUGUGAAGGAGAGAGACUGUUACUCCGUGUCUGCCGCCAAGCUGCUCGCCUUGACCCCUGUUUGUUGUGCCAGUGGCAUCACUGUAACACUUGGGAACCAAGAAAGGGACUAUAUUCUCUGGUCAAAGUGUGCACUCGAUGGUCCAGGCCCCGAGGAGGAGCAGCUGUCCCCGGAAGUGCCCUGCCCACCUUCUUCAGCUGCCCCUCCUUGCCCGCCUGCCCCGGCAGCCUGCAUUGUGGAGUACGGGAAGGCCCUGGACAUCAGCUACCUGCAGUACCUGUGGGAGGCCCACACCAACAUCCUGCAUUGCAUGAGGGACUGCAGGGUGUGGUCAGCCCUCUAUGACGGGGACUCGCCUGACCCCGAGACCUUUCUGCAGGGCCUGUCAGAGGAGGGCCAGGAAGACUCGGGCCACCCAGAGGCCAUGCUCCGCCAACAGCCUUCGAGGACUCAGGGGCAGACAAAGGGCCAGUCGGAGCUGGAAUGGGAUGACAGCUAUGACACCGGCAUCUCAUCGGGGGCUGACGUGGGCUCCCCUGGGCCCUAUGAUGGUGUGGAUCCCCCAGUGCCCCCAACACCUGCCGAGCCCCCCAAACACAUCCAAGAGAUGAAGAAGAGCGCCAUCCUCCUCUUCAAGGGGUCCUACAUCGAAGAGGCAGACUUUCAGGAUGAUGUGAUGGUGUACAGGCUGUGUGCCGAGAAGGACUCGGAGGACGCCAGGGAGCCACAGGGGCACGCCACCGCCCCACCAGCCGAGGCCCAGCCCAGGGCCCACAGUCCCUCCGUGAGCAACGGACCUCUCUUUAGCCCCAGUCCUGAGGCCGAGUCACAGCCCAGCAGGGAGAGUUCAGACCUGAAUCAGAACGCGUUCUCAGAAGCCAAGCCAGACAACGUACCUGAGGUCGCCUUGGAGUCCGACUUGGAGCUGAAAGCCCCCACGGUUGAGGCAGAGCCCCAGUCAGACCUGCUGGUGGCCAGCACGGAGAGUGAAGAUUUCAUUGCCCAGUACAACCAGAUGGUUCAAGAGCUGGAUUCUGGCACUGAGGGCCUGAUGGACCCCUUGCUCCCUAUGCAUCAUGAGGAAAGGAGAGGAGGAUGCAAAGUAGAAGAGGAAGAUGAUUUCGACUCCCUCAUGGCAGAUGCUCCUGCUGUGGAGCCCGGGCCAUCCCCAUUUGGUGUGGGAGAGGACUCGGCCUUUGCUAGCCACCAUCUUGCCAGAACUCAGGGCACCCCAUUCACAGGCCCGUUCAUCAGCGUGGUGCUGUCGAAGCUGGAGAACAUGCUGGAGAACUCUCUUCACGUCAACCUGCUUCUCAUUGGCAUCGUCACGCAGCUGGCCAGCUACCCGCAGCCGCUGCUGCGCUCCUUCCUCCUCAACACCAACAUGGUCUUCCAGCCCAGCGUCCGCUCGCUCUACCAGGUCUUGGCAUCUGUGAAGAACAAGAUCGAGCAGUUCGCUUCGGUGGAGAGAGACUUCCCAGGCCUCCUUAUCCAAGCCCAGCAGUACCUGCUCUUCCGGGUGGACAUGUCCGACGUGGUCCCUGCGGCGCCCACCAAAGAUCCCAUUCAGGAAGGCUCCAGGACAGAAAGUGACAAGUCCCUUCUGGAUGGCCCUCCACGUGUGCUUCAGCCCUUCCUGGGCAACAGAGCCAAGGCGGCCAGGGCACCGCCAAGCCUGCCGCAGCCAGUGAAGAACACCAUGCUGGCUGCUGCCCUCUUCCCAGAGUUCCUGAAGGAGCUGGCAGCCUUGGCCCAAGAACACUCCAUUCUGUGUUACAAGGUCCUGGGGGACUUUGAGGACUCCUGCUGUUAGCUUGUUAAACUGUUUUAACAGAGAUUGGUUUAUAAGUUACGGUCUUGACUGAAUGUUAAGUGCAAAGCUGCUUAUGGAAACACGUGUGUCUACUUUGAUAUUUCCUGGUGAUACUUGAUUUGUAGGGAGGGUUAUUUGUGCGCCUCUCUCUGGCCCGGCCUCCCUUGCUAUUCAGAAUGUAAAUCUUGGAAGCUGGCUAUCCUCUGGGCAGGCCUUUUCUGCCCAGCGUUUCCUCUUCUCCUGGGCCUUGCAGGGCAGAUGUUCAGCUUGAAGCUCGGAUGGGACGGGGCACACACUGGGCUCUGUGCUCUCCGGACACCGUAGGGGGCUUGGAAGCCUGUCAGCAGCCGCACACUGCUGCCUGCCACCCUCUGCACUCUGUGAAACGCAAGAACACCAUGGAGCUCCUCCUGCCGCCCAGGGACACAGCAUUUGCCACUCGAGUUUUACUUCCAGGACCUGCAGCCUCUCCACACGCGCUGCCUUAUGUUGUAGGAAAAUCCCCAAGCUCCAGCUGUCUGCCCCAAAAUUCACAUGGAAGGAAUCUGGAAUGCAGGGAAUUUUUCGCGUUGCUUGAGAGCUGCUGUAACCACUUCAACACAACCAAGACACAGACAGCCUUAAUUUAGUAAGAUUUGCACGGAAUGAAGCAUACCUUUGCAAAUCUUGGAUCGUGGGUAUUUAUCAGGUGAAAACCAGCCAUUACUGUUUGUUUUAUGAAAAAGAACAUUAACUUGUGAAGCAAUAGAGGAUCUUCUGUUGGAGACAGACGUAGGAAUGGGUGCAAAAGAUAAAAUUAUGUUAACUGCAGCUUGUAAAAA
Molecule: messenger RNA, 4195 nt
Organism: Meriones unguiculatus (Mongolian gerbil)
Lineage: Eukaryota; Metazoa; Chordata; Mammalia; Rodentia; Muridae
Gene: Fhip1a
Product: FHF complex subunit HOOK interacting protein 1A
Exons: 12
Coding region: 291-3374 (1027 amino acids)
Source: RefSeq, a predicted model, not a curated record